Messenger RNA from Symbiodinium sp. CCMP2456, 1935 nucleotides. Lineage: Eukaryota; Dinophyceae; Suessiales; Symbiodiniaceae. The record is from the annotation of a GenBank genome assembly.
AUGGACGCCUCCGAGGACAUUCGCUACGAAAGGGGCAUGAGCAUGAUUUCGCGACUUUAUCCCGGCGGCCUUUUCUUCGCAAUGCCGUUUCGAUCCAUUCGUGACAAGCCGGAGCUGGAGAAAGCGAUGGGCUUCUUGAUCAAUAUGAUGGUCUUCUGCAAGAUGAUAUCGGUGCGAUGCAUUUUCCAGCUGCCCUAUGACCUUUGGGAAACAUUUCGGCAGCACCCACGCACGCAGGAGGUGUGGGACAACCUCGAGAUGUUGAAGGAGACCAUCACGAUGGCCUCUUUCGGAGGCCAUGGACAGAAACCGAUGGUGCUUGUUGGCCACGACCGCUUCGUCAUCCGGUGCAUGCGGUACAUGGCAGCACAGAUGCUGCCGCGAUUGGGCGGCUUCGAUAAGGGUAAGCAAAGCACUGCUUUGCCGGGGACCUUUAUCUACGCAGACUUUGCUCCCAGAAACUUGGGCCGACUUCUGAAUCGGAUCUGCCAGAACUUGAUGGCUCAGGACUUGGACGAGAUUUUCGUGGUGAAUGCUCGCGAUUAUGCGGCCUACUCCUAUGCAAUCGAUGAGCUAUCUGGCUCCGAUGCAAUCGAUGAGCUAUCUGGCUCCUAUGCAAUCGAUGAGUUAUCUGGCUUUGCCACCAUUAUUUCGACACUGUCGACCAAGAGCAUGGCAUCCGUUGCAGAAGACGAGAAGGCGGCCGGCGAGGCGAACGCCAAGGACUUCCUGCUUAACACGGCCAAGCGGAGCUUGGAUGAGGCUUUCGGCAGCUCCGGCUCGUCCUCUUCGGAAGACAGCGACACGGAGCCAUCGCAAGAUGGCUUUGAGGAUGCUGCCGCAACCUUUGGGCUUUGCAAGAAGGACAUGCUCAGGACGCCGGACACGACCACACUGGUCGAUCUUGAUGCUCGUGCCACAGCCCUGGUGCUCAGCAAGAUCUCCCCGGUCAUAAUUGCCAAUGAUAUUUAUGAAAUGGGAGGGGAGUUGGAGACGCUGCUGAGAAACAAAGCCCUCUCGGCCAGGAAGAACCGAGCGAAGAAAGAGCAGGAGGAUGCUCAGUUCCAGAUGAAAGCGGCCGGCACGAUGUGGAAGCGGAGGAUGGGCUUGCUGGCCCAGCAUCUCGCCGGCCGCCCGCCUUCGUCGAUCCGGCUUUGUGCCGCCAAGACCCUCUUCGAUUGCUCGGCCGUGAUCCGCACCCUGCACAAGAGGAAGUACCCGGGCGGCAAGGAGGCUUGGGGCCAAGCACUGGACAACAUGUUGCAGGAAGCUCGCCAGGCAGCUUCGGAUGACUUGAAGCUGCAGAUGAAGCAGGCCGAGCAGCCUAAGGCGGGUAGGUCUGCGAAGCCGAGCAAGGAAAAGAAAGCUCCGGAGCCGGAGCCGGAGGCCUCGGAGAAUGAAAAGGAGUCGGUGCCCAGCCCAGUGGAACCGCCGCCCUACUGCGAUUCGCAGUCGGAGCAGGAGGAUGAUGAGGAGGAUGAAGAUGAUGAUGCUGAUGUGUUUGCGGGUAAGUUCCGUCUGCCCGCCAAGAAUGCAGACGGGCCGGCCGAUUUGGCCAAAGUCUCUCCGAAGGUGAAGCAGGCUCUGCAGAGCUUCGAUCGUGACGUGGUGGAGUCUCUGCCACAAAACCUUUCCCCGACCGAUUUCGGCUAUUGGGUGCUUUGCCUCGAGAAGGAGGCCUUGACGAAGAUGGAGUACUUCAAUCUGAACAUCGAAGGUCACCUUUCGCAGAAUUUGGGGACUGGAAAGCCCUUCUUCGCGAAGAUGUCUCUGAGGGCCCGCAAAUCCUUUGAUGAAUGGGCUCGGAAGAUCCCCGGUGUGACAUCAGAAGCCCCUGGGGCCCCUUCAGAGGCACUCAGGCUGCAGUAUUAUCGCAAAGUGGGGCUCACCCCAAACCCUAAACUUAGCCCUAAACUCGAAACCCUAAAACCCUAG